This is a messenger RNA of Diospyros lotus (date-plum), 402 nucleotides long. RefSeq names its product LOB domain-containing protein 6-like. Gene Ontology annotation, cellular component: nucleus. Gene Ontology annotation, biological process: positive regulation of DNA-templated transcription; hormone-mediated signaling pathway. The record is from RefSeq and is a predicted model, not a curated record. The transcript is spliced from 2 exons. The coding region runs from base 1 to 402 and encodes 133 amino acids. Lineage: Eukaryota; Viridiplantae; Streptophyta; Magnoliopsida; Ericales; Ebenaceae.
AUGGCCACCGACACUACUGCUUCCGAUGUUGCUCCCUCAACCUUCUUUGCUGCCUCGGUUGUAGCUCCAGACACAACUCCAACAUCUAAUUCUCAAUGCGGUGCUUGCAAGUUCUUGAGAAGAAAAUGUAUCCAAGGGUGUGUCUUUGCCCCUCACUUCAACCAUGAACAAGGACCUAUUUCUUUUGCAGCUAUCCACACAAUUUUUGGUGCCAGAAAUACCUCUAAGCUCCUGGCCCACCUUCCGGUCGACAAUCUGCAAGUUUAUCUAGCAUUAUUGAAGGAGUUUGCAAACUCUUGUGCAACCCUUAAGAUGUUCAAAAUUGGUUUCACCCGGAAACCAAUUCAAACCCUAUUCCAGAACUGGAUUCAAGUUUUGCCAGAAAUUUUGGAUACAUCCUAG